This is a messenger RNA of Necator americanus (New World hookworm), 2760 nucleotides long. RefSeq lists its product as uncharacterized. Bases 1 to 2760 code for a protein of 919 amino acids. NCBI's taxonomy places the organism in Eukaryota, Metazoa, Nematoda, Chromadorea, Rhabditida, Ancylostomatidae. The record is from RefSeq and is a predicted model, not a curated record. The transcript is spliced from 25 exons.
AUGUGUUUGUGUUUGCAGAGUGCAGCCUACAGGUCAUUCUUCACAAGAGCGUGUAAUCAGAAGAAGAAAUGGUGCCAACCUGCCCUUUCGAUUUCCCCCGAGAUCACAGCUAUUGUCUACUCCAUUCUGGCCAUCUUUCAAACGGUCACAAGAAUUUUUCUCGCUAUAACUUGCGGACAAUAUGAUUUGCUGAUUUCAUUCCUUGAUUUUCUGUACUGGAAAUUCGUCGUCAAUCCUACAAUCCUGGGUCCUAUUCUCGUUCGUCUAUUUUUGUUUCUGUUUGCUGUACAGGUUAUGCCAAUCCGCAGCGAACUAAAGAAGGCAACGGCAUCGGAGUGUUCGAAGGAGCUGCGCGAUCUAUCAGACGACGAAUACAAUCAGCUACUAGCAACCGUUGCUAGCUGGCCAAAAAAGGUGUUUGUUUCGGAGUCGGGGAUUCUCUCUGCCGGGGCUGGAGCCGGUGAAGUGAAAAGUGGCAAAAAAUUAACUCCAGCCGCUCAAUCUUGUUUGAACAAGAUAUAUAACGAAGUUAGAAGCACUUCUACUGGUGAGCACGCGCUAGGAACGAAUUCUUCCUUUGACGAAGAGUCUCCAUUCAUGUCGAGGAGGAUUGAGGCGCAUUCUGCCUUCACUCCAACAAAAAAGAAACCAGUGCGUUAUGAGAAGGAAGACAUGAAAUUCAUUGAUGAAGACAAUGACGUCGAGAUGAUGGAUCUAAGUGGAUCGAACACAACGGCUACUCGUACUUUUAUUCGUGGUAAUCGCGAACACACGGCUACUGAAUACACAGAUCCUGACGUAGAAUUGGGAUCGUCCCAGUGUGUUGAUGAUAGUCGCCUUCGCGUCCUGAAUGGUUGGAAUGAGAAAGCUCUACAGCGCAGCGGUAGACUUCUUAGCCAAUCAAAUACAAUACUUGGACCUCACAGCGGUGGUUCUUUCUUUCCGAUAACCUCGUUCGAUGAUGGAACCGAUGUGAUUCCAAAUCUAACUACUGCGUAUGAGAUGCCACCACAUUCUAAGUCACUACUUCCGACUCCUCAUGAAGAAUUGUCAAGUCCAAACACGGAUACAGUACAGCAACCUAACGGAGUGACCAACAACAUUGAGGACGUGAUCGCGAAAAAUGCUAUACAGGACGUCGUUGUUCCUACUGCCAAGUCGGAAUUGGGAAAGCGGAAAAAGAACAAGAAGGAUAAAAGCAAGGAGAAUGUGAUUAUGGCCGAGCACGUGCCCGGGCAUAUGGGCCAACUGCCCGUUGAACAACUAGUGGAUCUGAUCGAAGGCAAACCGGAGCACAACACUAAAAAACAGAGCGCAAAAGAAAAGUCCGAGGUCGCAGCUGAAGAAGCGAUCCAGACGAAAAAAGAGCGCAGACGCAAGUCGAAGGAGCUCAAGGAGGCCGCUUCGCCGUCUGCCUCGAACACCGCCACCAUCGGCGCAUCACAGACGAAGACGGGCGGGUCAACCGCCGCCACCGCCACUGUUUCCGCUCCCGCUAACGCAUCGCAACCUCCGAAAAUGGAGUUCACCGUAGCCAGCAAGCGCGUGACAUCAGCUGGAUCGGAAAAGCGACGCGGCGGAAAAGGGGCUGGUGCUGAGAGGAAUGUCCGGUGCUCAACCGAGGAUGGUGAGGAAGAAUUUCUAAGUGCUGACGAAGGAGUGGCUUCUUCAGUAGGAGAUGACACGUCUGUACCGGCCACAAUGGUUGCUUCGUUGACAAUCACUACGAACUCGGCAAAAGUCGCUGCUGCGUCCGACGUUGUUUUGGAUGGUCGAAACUACAGAGCGGACGACGAAGACGUCACGCAAAUUGAACGUCAAUGUGCGGAUGAACAAGAAUUUAUCACAGUGAACACCAAAAAGAAGAAACUUGUCGAAUUUGGAAAACAUCAUCAGCAACAACAACAACAACAACAACGUACUGGGUCGGCAGGUAAAGAAGACCGUCAUCCGCGUGUUGUGGCGGAGCGUCUGGACCCGGCACGUCGUAGCUCUGUUGGGAUAACGGCCGAACAACGAAAUAACGCGAUAAACCCUCCUCUUCCGUCAGGGCGUCGUCCUACAACCGCAUCUUUGGCUGAUUUCUUGGAUGAAAAGGAUGGUGGUAAGAUUCACAACAAAGCGAAUUCCACUGUGACUUCUAAGGCCGUAAAGAAACUCCACCGUAAUGAGCGGCAGUCACAACCUGACGUGGACGUACCGCUACCCGAUCUUUUCUCUGGGACAUCUGAACAGAUGUCGAAACCUGCUACUCAGAAUGCUGCUGGCGAUUCUCCCGAACGAACUUUUUCUUAUGCUGAUGCUGCGAAAAAAUCUUCCGAGCCUAGUCGUGACAACUCUCCUGCAUGUGUAGCAAUUGCCUCUCCUUCAGCGAAGUCCGACUCGCCAGCCCCUCAAACUCCAACGCCUCUUUCAUGUGGGCCAGUGGACCAGUGUGGAGCUGAAGUAUUACCGUGCGCAGAUGUUGCCACUAGAAGCUCUGGAGUUGCAGAUGGACUGUCAUUCUUCUACGACGAAAGCGAAGCUACCAAUUCCGAUCAGAAUGACCAAGAUGGAGAAGUCACACCCGAUGGCGCGUUUGUGCUGAAUUUGGGUGGCAAAACUGUCCGUUUCGCGAAAGGAAUGGCUUCACCAGCUAUGGAUGUUCCUCCUUCAAAUAGUCGUCACAUGUGUAUGGUGGAAAUGUUGGCACAACGAUGGAAGAUGUUUCAGGAAGGAAACGUUCCAAAAAUCUACCAGCCGCGGAUCGCUUCAUCAUGA